UGAUGUUGAGGUGUGUCACACGAAUCAUGACGUCUAUCCGGUUCUGGACCCCUGUAGUACACAGGACUGCUCUGCUCGGAGUAAAACAGGAGAACGCAGUGGAAAGUGUCUCUAGUAGUUUGUGAGUAGAACAUCCUAUGUAUGUGUUGCCCGGAGAAACGUGAGAAUGGCAGAUGACAAGGAUGUAUUGCGUGAUGUCUGGUUCGGGAGGAUUCCAACGUGUUUCAUGCUGUACCAGGACGAGGUCACUGAGAGGGAGGCUGAGCCCUUUUAUCUUCUCCUGCCAAGGGUAAGCUAUUUAACCCUCGUCACUGACAAAGUGAAGAAGCACUUUCUGAAAGUGAUGAAGCAAGAGGAUGUUGAGGAGAUGUGGUUUGAAUACGAGGGGACACCUUUGAAAUGGCAUUACCCAAUUGGAGUGUUGUUUGAUCUACACGCAUCGAACACUGCCCUACCCUGGAGCGUCACUGUGCACUUUAAGAGUUUCCCUGAGCGGGACCUGCUUCACUGCCCAUCCAAUUCUGUGAUCGAAGCCCACUUCAUGUCUGGCAUCAAGGAGGCUGAUGCACUCAAGCACAAGGGCCAGGUGAUCAACGACAUGCAAAAGAAAGACCACAAGCAGCUGUGGAUGGGCCUUCAGAAUGAUAAAUUUGACCAGUUCUGGGCCAUGAAUCGAAAGCUGAUGGAAUAUCCAACUGAGGAAGGAGGCUUCCGCUACAUACCUUUCAGGAUAUACCAGGCCAUGAGCGAGAGGCCCUUCAUUCAGAAACUCUUCCGGCCAGUGUCACCAGAGGGUCAGCCCUACACACUGGGAGACCUUCUGAAGGAGAUGUGUCCUUCGGCCCUGCCCCAGGACGAUGAGCCAAAGCGAUAUCAGGUGGUGAUUCACGGCAUCGAGCCCAUGUUGGAGACGCCUGUCCAGUGGCUGAGCGAGCACCUGAGUCACCCGGACAACUUCCUCCACAUCAGCAUCAUCCCGGUGCCCAGCGACUGAGUGGGAACCCUCCUGCGAGUGGCGGAGGGAGGGAGAGGGAGCAUCGCCUUGUUUGCCUGAUGACCAGGGGUGGUUUGGACGGAGCCUUCGUGUUCGGUCUCUCUCAGCGGAGAGCAAAGCGGUGAUGGGUUUUGGGGGGGGGGGGUCAGCGAGCGUGAGGCAGCGAGCGUGAGGACUCCGUGUGAGAUCACCCGCUCUCCACCUCACAGCAGCACUUUGAAAAACUCUCUCUCUCUCUCUCUCUCUCUCACCUCCCCCCUUUUCUGUUUUCUCACAUCACUGCGUCACAACGUCUGCUUCCUUCUCUGCAUCCUCUGGUUGAAGAGGGUGAGGACAUACAGACUCCCUCCCAGCCAGCAGGAGAGGCAGAGGGUGCUAUACGAUGGAACAAGCUCAACUCCGGGCAGCUCCGGUGCCCCCC
Alosa alosa (allis shad) is the source of this 1415-nucleotide messenger RNA. It is a transcript of the gene atg5, whose product is annotated as ATG5 autophagy related 5 homolog (S. cerevisiae). NCBI's taxonomy places the organism in Eukaryota, Metazoa, Chordata, Actinopteri, Clupeiformes, Clupeidae. The record is from RefSeq and is a predicted model, not a curated record. The transcript is spliced from 8 exons. The coding region runs from base 167 to 994 and encodes 275 amino acids. Gene Ontology annotation, biological process: nucleophagy; autophagosome assembly; C-terminal protein lipidation. Gene Ontology annotation, cellular component: cytoplasm; Atg12-Atg5-Atg16 complex; phagophore assembly site membrane.